Molecule: messenger RNA, 1008 nt
Organism: Fomitiporia mediterranea MF3/22
Lineage: Eukaryota; Fungi; Basidiomycota; Agaricomycetes; Hymenochaetales; Hymenochaetaceae
Exons: 13
Coding region: 1-1008 (335 amino acids)
Source: RefSeq, a predicted model, not a curated record
AUGGCGACCACAAACAGUGGAGGUGCACAGGGUCCAAGUGCACCACCUCUGGGAGAGUUGAUAUCUAUCAUAGAUGCUAUAGGUCUGACGAAAAUGCUCAAUUUGUCGUCGACGGUGCUUUAUAUUUAUGAAAUGCUGACAACCUUCGAUCGAGAAGUUACUUUCAUGUGGACUUCCGGUUUCAACAUCGGAAAGCUUCUCUACUUUGUGAUACGGUACUUUACAUUAAUUGUCAUGGUGGCAAUCCAUGGAGCAAUAUUUAUGCCUAACGGAAGUGCUCAGGCACCACAUGGAUCCGAUUUCAUUUCCAUUCAUCAACUAUCGUCUAUGGGCUGGUACAACCUUAGAGUCUAUGCUAUGUUCCACAAAAAUAAGGCGAUCCUAGCUGUUUGUUCAGCUUCAUUGAUUUGCACGUUUGCAAUGGCCAAUAUAAUAGCCUCGUUCACGAUGAAGGGAGCGGAAAUUUCGUUUGUGGACCUUGGACCGGGAUCUAAUAUGCAUUCCUGCGGUAUUGUCAGCAUGAAUGACUGGUAUAAGGCAUUUUGGGGAGCAAAGACCUUCAAUGAAGUGCUCUUAUUUUCGCUGGCUCUUUUUAAAGGGAUUCGAAGUUACAGAUCGCGCUCGCAUUCAGCGGUGUCAUACGUCAGACUGAUAGAUAUCCUGGUCAGAGAUUCAGUAUUGUACUUCCUUGUAGUAUUCGUAUCCUACAUCAUGUCCUGGAUUGUUUGGCUUACCAAAGGCGUAUCGUACCUAGAAGCGCCGGCGGGCUUUGCCAUGGCCCUGGAAUCUAUCAUGAGCCAAAGGCUACUGAUUAAUGUGCUUUUGGAGUACUCGGAACGAGGUCGCAGAAAUCAGUGGUCGGACCAGAACACAGGGUCGAUGCCCGCGUAUACCCCUCAAACGAGCGUCGUCCAGAAGUUCCACACUCCACAGGCAGACGUGGAACUCAUCGAGUCGUCCAGGUUCCGAAGGCGAGUGGAUGAUCAUAAUGCAAGUUUCUGGGCCUGA